UCCCAUUCCCAUUCUCUCUCUCCCCUCCUGUGUAGAGAGAGAGAGAGAGAGAGAGGGGGAGAAAAUUAGGGUUUUAAGUUCUCUCUUCCUAUAUCUGUAAUUGAGAAUAGAUAUGGCUACUGAAGAUCGUGAAUUCUCUCACAAUCAUGCAGAAUCAAGCGAAGACAUGGCCGAAAUGCUCUUCCCUAGGAAACGCUGCUGCUUCUGCAUACCUUGCUUCGGCUCCACCAGAUCGGCCGCCGUCGGGAGAACCUGGUGGCAGAAAGUUCGGAUGGCGGAGAACGAAGAGGGCUGGUUGUCCCGAGGAAUCGCCGCCCUGAUGAAGGUCCGGGAGUGGUCUGAGAUCGUCGCCGGUCCGCGGUGGAAGACUUUCAUACGGCGGUUCAAUCGGAACAAGAGCGGAGGAAGCAAGCAUGCAAACUUCCAAUACGAUCCUCUCAGUUACGCUCUCAAUUUCGACGAUGGAUCGGCGCAAAUCGCCGAUUUGGAGGACGAGUACGGGUUUCCGAACUUCUCGUCGAGGUACGCGGCGAUCCCGAUGACGGCGAAGUCGUCGAUGGAUUUCGGGAAGGACGCGCCGACUUUUACGUGACGGAGUGCGGCGGCUGCUGCUAAUGUGCGCCGGGAUGCGUAUUGAGGGGAAUGUGAGCUUGCUGGUGGUGAUGAUUGGAUGUUGACUUUUCUGACGAUAAUGCGCAUUUUAUCACCGGUCAUCAUAAACGUGCCUCUUUUUUUAUUUUAUCUUUUUCAUUUAUAUAUAUAUACAUAUAUUAAUUAUUAUAGAUAUAGAUAUAUAUAUAUAUAUAUAUAUUGGAUUUUUUAGUAUUUGGGUUGUGUAUAAAUAAAGAUAAUUGAUAGCGAUAUACAAGGUUGCGUGUAGGUUUCUAAGUUGGUUUGAAUUUUAUUUUUAUUAUAUA
Molecule: messenger RNA, 917 nt
Organism: Camellia sinensis
Lineage: Eukaryota; Viridiplantae; Streptophyta; Magnoliopsida; Ericales; Theaceae
Source: RefSeq, a predicted model, not a curated record